UUGUCAUUUUGUCCAACUGUUAACAUCAGUAAUAACUUAGAUUUUCAUUGGAAUUUUAUUACGGUUUUAUAUUUUUUUAAAUUUUUUUAACGUGAAAAUGGAUCAACCUAAAAAAACAACUCAUCGCUUCCCAUCAAAAAAAUUAUCAGUUAAAAAAUCGCUGAGUUCUCGAGUGAUGAAUAUUCUAGGAAUUCGUGCCAAAACUAAUUCCAACCCAGAUGUCGUAGAACCUGUUGUGGAAUCUUUUUUCUUAGGUGCUGGCAAUCAACCACCAUGCUCAUCGAGGGAAACAAUUAGCAAAAUGGUGGAUUUGAGGGAUAAUGAAACUAAUGAUUGGGGUACUGAAAAAGUUUUACAUAACUUGACAUUUGAUAAAUUUAUAUGUAGUAAUCAAGAAUCCAAGUAUGAUUUUUAAUUUAAAAUUUGAUUGAAUAUAUGAGUCUACUAAUUCGCGAAUUUGUUAUUAUUUUUGAAAAAUCAGCGUAUUUCAUCCGUUUCGAAUAUUGGUUAUAACAGUUUUAAAAAUUAAAUAUUAUUAUUUAAAUGUUAUAACAGACCAUGCGAUGUAAAUGAAAGUUCGGGAAGACGAAUAGUGGAUAUACUUCCAACAGGUACAAAACUUAAGUUAUCAGACAAUUACGGCAUUGAUGCUUUUAAAGGUGAAACUAUCUGGUCAAACAAUAACAUAAACUGUGAAGAACACGAUAUCAGUGUCCUAUAUAAUGGACCAGCGUCAUUAAUUACGUCAAAUACUAUUGAUGAAAGUUCAAAUACAUAUACUUAUAUUGUGGAGACUGACAAAAUAGUCUUUGUUUUAAAAAAAAGUCAAAAAAACGUUCGCUUGCACAGGAAUCCCAGUUAUUCAGAACUGAACAUAUGCAGUUAUUAAUUUUAACAGAACCUACAUUUUUUAAUUAUUUCACACGAAAAACCAUAAUUGCUCAAAAUACUAAUUUAUUAGCUUACAUAAACACAAAAUUUGUUUAUGUCGAAAAUUUCUUCAAAUCAACUAUUACAUCGUUGUAUAACGAUAUACUACUUAAACAAUGUGAGCUAGACAGAAAAUUACUUGAGCAACGACUCACAUUAGCAUCUUCUAGUCUUUCAGAAUUGGCAUAUUUAAUAGGUGGUGGACCAGGGUUUACCGCAAUAAAAGGCAGUGAAAUUAUCUACUUAAUAAAAUGUAAAAAAUUCAACGUAGAAAUUUCACAAAAAAGAUUGUUUUAAUGAACU
Molecule: messenger RNA, 1233 nt
Organism: Melanaphis sacchari
Lineage: Eukaryota; Metazoa; Arthropoda; Insecta; Hemiptera; Aphididae
Exons: 3
Coding region: 98-415 (105 amino acids)
Source: RefSeq, a predicted model, not a curated record